Messenger RNA from Leptosia nina, 255 nucleotides. Lineage: Eukaryota; Metazoa; Arthropoda; Insecta; Lepidoptera; Pieridae. The record is from the annotation of a GenBank genome assembly.
AUGGGUUUUCUUAAAAGUGCUUUCGAGAAAAACAAUGCUGUGGAACGCAGUGAGGCGUCUGAAGCGAGGAAUAUAUUUGUCCGUACGUCAUUAACAUGUACGGACAGACAAGCUAUAAACAAGACAAUGACAAAUGAGAUUAAAUGCAAAUUCCCGGAGACCGUGGGCGUGGCGCGCCUUGGACGGGCUCCGCAAAAAGAUGGAGCCUGGGAACCUUUGCUUGCAGUUGCCUUUCCCAUUGUUUUAAAAUAUUGA